AUGGCGUCGUUCACGGGGACGCAGAGCAAGUGCAAGGCGUGCGCCAAGACGGUGUACCCCAUGGAGCAGCUCACGGCCAACGGCAUCAUCUUCCACCGGGCCUGCUUCAGAUGCGCGCACUGCAAAGCCACCAUUUCGCUGAACUCGUUCGCGGCGAUCGAGGGCGUGCCGUACUGCAAGCCGCACUUCGAGCAGCUGUUCAAGCAGACGGGGUCGUACACGCGCAGCUUCGAGGGCGCCAUCAAGGCCGAGAAGGACGCCACGCCCCCGCCCGAGAGCCUCACGCCCUCAGCAGUGGUCAAGGCAACCGAGAAGCGGUCGACGCCCAGCCCCCUGGCGCUCAAGUUCGGCGGCACGCAGGACAAGUGCAAGGUCUGCAGCAAGACCGUGUACCCGCUUGAAAAGAUCAGUGUGGAGGGAGUGACGUACCACAAGCAGUGCUUCCGGUGCGUGCACAGCAACUGCAGCCUGACCACGUCCAACUACGCGGCGCUGAACGGCAGCCUGUACUGCAAGCACCACUACAACCAGCUCUUCCUCGUCAAGGGCACCUACAGCAACAUCAACAAGUCCGCUGCUGUCGCUGCUGCCCUAGGCGUGCCUGCAGAGGAGAGCGCCGCAGCGCCGGCUGAUGGUCUCGCUCCCAGCCUAGCCCGCUUUCAUGCCCCUCCUAAUGUCUCGCAGCCCAGCCCCCCCUUCCCUUCGCGUCCCUCCACCUCCACCCACCCUGAUCCCUCGCGUCGCAGCCCCUCAUUGUCAUGUCAGGUGUGCUUCGUUCUCGCUGUUUCUUGGCUGACUCUCCACUCCACCCUCCUUCUCUCGUCCUUACUCCCGCCAUGGCUGGACCCGUUGAUGGUGCUGCUGCCGGCGACGAGGCUGAUGACAUGGAGAUGGAGAUAG
Messenger RNA from Closterium sp. Naga37s-1, 900 nucleotides. The record is from the annotation of a GenBank genome assembly. NCBI's taxonomy places the organism in Eukaryota, Viridiplantae, Streptophyta, Zygnematophyceae, Desmidiales, Closteriaceae.